CUAUCGUGGUGUGCGGAACAGCCAGCGGUCACCCAUCCAUGGAUAUGAUGUCUAAGGUCCCUGUGUUCCUUGCCUUUCUCACCCUUGUGAGAGCUGGUAACAUCUUUGGUGGCGGCCAGCAGUAUGGUUUCCAAGGCGCUGGUUUUCAAGGCGGGGGUUUCGGAGGACCACUGUACGCUGCGGCUGCUACUCCUGGCGUCUCCGCUGCUGGUGCUUCCUACCCUCCCCAACCAUACAGCUUUGGCUACGACACUACCGAUGAAUUCGGCACCCAACUCUUCCACAAGGAGCAAGGCGACGCCAGCAACGCAAAGACUGGUUCCUACGGUUACCGCGACGCAAACGGCCUCUUCCGCACAGUGAAGUACGUGGCCGAUGCCAACGGAUUCCGUGCAACUGUGGACACCAAUGAGCCCGGCACCGCUCCCGGUGCCAGCGCAGAUGCCGUGUUCAACGCUAAUCCUGUGGCGGCACCUGCCGGAGCGGCUAGUGGCAAUGCUGGACCGGGUGGUCCCUGGGCUGGCUAGUCUGUGGUGUUUAGGGACAUGCCUAAAUAUUGAAAGUGUUGUUUGUGCCCAAAAGUCCUGUAAAGAUGUUUUCUGGAAUAAAUGACCUAACCAUCAGCACUGUUGCAUGCAAAUAUGAUUCUGGACAAAU
Messenger RNA from Dermacentor silvarum, 657 nucleotides. RefSeq names its product cuticle protein 10.9. Gene Ontology annotation, cellular component: chitin-based extracellular matrix. Gene Ontology annotation, molecular function: structural constituent of chitin-based larval cuticle. Lineage: Eukaryota; Metazoa; Arthropoda; Arachnida; Ixodida; Ixodidae. Bases 39 to 527 code for a protein of 162 amino acids. The transcript has 3 exons. The record is from RefSeq and is a predicted model, not a curated record.